CGGGGCGCGCGGGCGGCGCGCGGCGCGUCCGGGAGCGGCGGAGCCGGGAUGAGGCCAUUCCGAGGAGACGAUGGCAGAGCAUAGCCACGCUCCCAAGCAGCUGGAUUUGCAAAACGGCAGCUUAGAGGCCGGCUUGGUGACGAAUGCCCUGGAGAGCGAUUCCCACAGCAUGAUGGAGAGCCUGAGCCCCAAGAAGUAUUCCUCCAGCCUGCGGUUUAAAGCCAACGGGGACUAUUCGGGCUCCUAUUUAACCCUCUCGCAGCCCACGCCGGGGAAGCGGAGCCCUUCCCCACUGGGGGCCAGUGUCCGAAGCAGCCCCUCCGUGGCCAAGGUCCAGGGAAGCAAGCAGUACCCCGGCGAGGCUGCUGAGAAGAGUGUGGCCCUGAAAUGCCCCGCUCCCUUGCUCAGCGGGUACCCCCUCGGCAGAGCGGACUGGGACCGGGACAGCGAGCGGUCCCUGCGGCUCUCCGAGAAGCCCCCCUACUCCAAAUACAGCCCGAGGAACAAGUCCCACGACAACGUGUACUUCCUGGGCGGGCUGGAGGGCCGCAAGGCGUCGGGCUCCCUGCUGCCCAUGUGGAACGGGAGCGCGGUGGGCGCCAGCAGGUCGGGGGCGGCCAGCAUGCCCUCCAGCCCCAAGCAGGCCAGGAAGAUGAGCCUGCAGGACCACCCGACCCUGCAGGCCAAGCUGUCCCGGCCCAGGGAGCCCGAGAGCGCGCCCGCGAGAGCUCGCAAGUACUCCAGCAGCAGCCUGAGUCACCUGGGCGCCUGCAGCCGCUCCUUGCCCAGGCUCUACCGCGCCUCCGAGCACCAGCUCACGCCUUUCACGCUGCCCCCCAGGACCUCGCUGGGCAACUCCAAACGCACAAAAUCGGGGGAGAAGGAUCUACCUCAUGGCUUUAUCGACAAUGACAAUUAUCUGAAUUUUUCCUCGCUAAGCUCGGGGGCCGUCCCCUAUAAGAGCUCCGUGUCGGAGGGCCACCCCUACGUCAGCUCUGCCCUGAGCGUCCCGGCCAGUCCCAGAGUGGCUCGCAAGAUGCUCCUGGCCUCCACCUCGUCCUGUGCCUCCGAUGACCUGGACAGGGCUCCCUACUCCGGCGUCAGCUCGGGCCAUUCCUUUCUUCCCGGGGAGACGGACCGCAUGUUUCUGGCCCGGAGGAACUUCUCCUGCGGAUCGGAGUUGGAUGAUGCAGAUUUGGACAGUCUGAGACAGGCGUCGGGAACCCCGCAGCCUGUCCUGCGGGAGCGCAAAAGCAGCAUCAGCUCCGUUUCCGGGCGGGAUGACCUGAUGGAGUACCACCGCCGUCAGAGGGAGGAGCGCCUCCGGGAGCAGGAGAUGCAGCGCUUGGAGAGACAGCGCCUGGAGACCAUCCUCAGUCUCUGUGCUGAGUACACGAAGCCUGAGAGCCGCGUGUCCCCUGGCGCCACCGUGGCAGAUGUGCAGAAGAUCAAUAAGGAGCUGGAGAAGCUGCAGCUCUCCGACGAGGAGUCUGUGUUCGAAGACGCCCUGGUGAGCUCUGACGUCAGAUACAGGUGCCACCGGAAAGGCUCUCUGCAUGAUUCGGACUUGUCGUCCUUUGGGAGCCUUUGCCAGAGCAGUGCCAGCUUCCUUUCCCCCAGGAGCAUCAGGAAUGAGGAACUGCUCAGGAGCCCCCCGUCGGCCUCCUCUGCCUUUCUGAAAGCAUCCAGUGAAUCCACUUACCUGAGUAUCUUGCCAAAGACCCCUGAGGACAUAAGUGAGGAACAAAGGAUUCAGGAGUUGGCUACCAUGGAAACAACCCGGAUUACAAUUCUGAACAACCUGGAGGAACUUAAACAAAAAAUCAAAGACAUAAAUGACCAGAUGGAUGAAUCUUCCAGAGAGUUGGACAUGGAGUGUGCUCUUCUGGAUGGAGAACAGAAAUCGGAAACAACUGAACUUAUGAGAGAGAAGGAGAUUUUAGAUCAACUAAAUCGGAAAAUAACAGAACUGGAGAAGAACAUUGUUGGUGAAAAGACCAAGGAGAAGGUAAAGCUUGAUGCUGAGAGGGAAAAACUAGAGAGGCUUCAGGAGCUUUACUCCGAGCAGAAGACCCAGCUGGACAAUUGUCCUGAGUCCAUGAGGGAACAGUUACAACAACAACUGAAGAGGGAUGCGGAUCUAUUGGAUGUGGAGAGCAAACACUUUGAGGACCUGGAAUUCCAACAGCUGGAGCGAGAGAGCCGUCUGGAUGAGGAAAAGGAGAACCUGACCCAGCAGCUCCUACGAGAUGUGGCUGAGUAUCAGCGGAACAUUGUUACUAGAAAGGAAAAAAUCUCUGCUCUGAAAAAGCAAGCCAGCCACAUUGUACAGCAGGCUCAGCGAGAGCAAGAUCAUUUUGUGAAAGAAAAGAAUAAUUUAAUAAUGAUGCUACAAAGAGAAAAGGAAAAUCUUUGUAAUUUGGAAAAGAAAUACGCCAGCCUCUCUGGGGGGAAAGGUUUUCCUGUGAACUCCAGUACAUUAAAAGAGGGCUAUAUCAGUGUAAGUGAAAUUAAUGAGCCAUGUGGCAAUUCCACGAAUCUAUCCCCUUCCACCCAGUUCCCUGCUGAUGCUGACGCUGUUGCCACUGGGCCUGCCACAGCUGUGCUGGCGAGCCAGCCACAAAAUAAAGAGCACUUUAGAAGUCUGGAAGAAAGAAAAAAACAGCAUAAAGAAGGCCUCUAUCUGAGUGACACUUUGCCACGAAAGAAAGCUGCACCUUCCAUAUCCCCACAUUUCAGCAGUGCUACUAUGGGGAGAAGCACCACCCCAAAGGCUCACCUGCCCCUGGGACAGAGCAACAGCUGUGGCAGUGUUCUCCCCCACUCGCUGGCAACCAUCACUAGAGACUCGGAAUCUCGGAGGAUGCUCAGAGGGUAUAAUCACCAACAGAUGAGUGAAGGACAAAGGCAGAAACCUGAAUUUUACAGCCGCACAGCAUCUGAGUCAAAUGUCUAUUUGAAUAGCUUUCACUACCCAGAUCACAGUUACAAGGACCAGGCCUUUGAUACUUUGAGCCUCGAUAGCUCUGAUAGCAUGGAGACCAGCAUCUCUGCUUGUUCACCUGACAAUAUCUCUAGUGCCAGCACUUCAAAUAUUGCCAGAAUCGAAGAAAUGGAGAGACUGUUGAAGCAGGCUCAUGCAGAGAAAACACGGCUUCUUGAAUCCAGGGAACGGGAAAUGGAAGCCAAAAAACGAGCUCUGGAAGAAGAAAAACGACGCCGAGAACUCCUGGAAAAAAGAUUGCAGGAGGAAACUAGCCAGAGGCAGAAGUUAAUUGAAAAAGAAGUGAAAAUCCGGGAGAAACAAAGGGCCCAGGCACGCCCUUUGACGCGCUACCUGCCUGUCCGGAAGGAAGAUUUUGAUUUGCGGAGCCAUGUAGAGACCGCUGGCCACAAUAUCGAUACCUGCUACCAUGUAUCAAUCACAGAAAAGACCUGCAGAGGAUUCCUUAUCAAAAUGGGUGGAAAAAUUAAAACUUGGAAAAAACGUUGGUUUGUUUUUGAUCGGAACAAGCGGACGUUCUCUUAUUACGCAGACAAGCAUGAAGCUAAAUUAAAAGGAGUUAUAUACUUUCAAGCCAUUGAAGAAGUAUACUAUGAUCACCUCAAGAAUGCUAAUAAGAGUCCUAAUCCACUGCUGACCUUUAGCGUCAAGACACAUGACAGAAUCUACUAUAUGGUAGCACCAUCACCAGAAGCCAUGCGAAUUUGGAUGGAUGUCAUAGUUACUGGGGCCGAAGGAUACACUCACUUCCUGUUGUAAUGAACUGGUGCAAUAGUCCACCUGAGGGCAGAUUGCAAUAAUAUUUUACAAAAAGGAAGCCAUAUUCAGUCCACAAAAAAGGACACAACAGACCCAGCCUUCUUCUAUGUACUCAGAAGUUCUUUCAUAUUAGAAAAAAGACAUUGUAAGAGAUAAAUAAGGGUUUCAGUUCCAAGCUUGGUCAUUAAUAGCAAAGGAAUUGAAGCUUUCAUGAGAAUGAAAGCACUUGAUAAAUAUCACCACUUACAAAGACAUUUCGUAUAAACUAGUUUUUAACAUUGUUAAUCUUAGAGAAAGGACUAAACAGUUUAUAAAAUAUAUGUCCUUGGAAAUAUGAAAUUAUUUAAACAUUUUGAUUGGCUUUAACAUUAUUGGUAAGCAACUUACUUUUUUUAAAAGGAGCAUUUUGCUAAAGGAUAUUUUAUAAAUAGCAGUCAUUAAAGGUUGGGAGGGAAUAUAUUUUGCCAAAAUUUUAAGUUAUGACAAACAAACCAAAGACUUGACUUCAUUUUAAUAGUAUUUUUCAUUGAUGAACUACAAUUAGUGUUACUGUAUAUUUUAAAUGAUAUUUUAAAGCCAUCAAGUGCCCAGGAAACUGACUUUGAAGGGUCACCAACAGCCUAAGCUACUGUAUAAAUAUACCCAACCACUUUGGGGGAGUUUUUUUGUUUGUUUUUUGGGUUUUUUUUGUAAAAGAACAAAACCUGUGUGUGUGUUAGAAAAUUUUAGAAUGUGUCACAUGGAAAAUUUAUACAAAGAGAAUAUCUGUGUAAGGAGCUGAAGAUUUCUUGCAAAAAUAUCCUCCGUUCCUGGUGCUGAGAAUAAAGAUAAGCGGUAGCGAAUCUCCUGUCGUCUUGAUUACUCUGUGUAACGGAGCACACGUGUUCAUUGCAGCUUCACAUGACAUAACUAUGAAAUCAGAGCUCUACAGUCACCAAAGAACAGACCAAUAAAAAAAAAUACUUAUUUACAGAUGUGAUGUAGGUCUAUAAAAAGGCAAAUGAAGUUCAACUUAAUGUUCUCUGUAAUGUACUAUUUUAUUAUGUAUUUCUUUACAAUUACACUUUUUUAGAGAUAAAUUAAUUUUUGUUGAAUGAUAUGACUUCAGGCAAGUCUCUUUUAUACUGGUUUUUAAAUGUCACGUAUUUUCUUUGUCAUAUUGUUUAUACAUAUAGAUGUACUGUCCUAAAACUUAGCUAGUGAAUAGAAGUAGAAAAUACCUUUCUAUCCAGAGUGAAAGGUCUAUAAGAAGUGUCUGUAAAAUCCUCAGAAGCGUCUGUAAAAUCUUUGUGAGGCCUAAUUGGGUACAAUCUUUUAGACUUACUAUCUUAUGUGUACACAUGUAUUCAUGUUGCCAAUAUUAAGAUUUUUCUUCUGGAUGACACAUGAUUUUACUUGAACCGUCAAAGACAAAUUCACAAUUAUAGAGGACAUUUUUAUAGUCUGGUUUUUUUCCCCAGAGAUCCCAUUGAAACCCUGUAAUGUUCUACAACAGUAAAAUGCAAUUGUUGUUUAAUAUGAAGAUAGAACUUUUCUGUGUUGAAUACUUUCUUUUUAGAAUUAUAAAGCUAUUCUGAUCAACUUGAUUCUAAUCAACUUUAUAUCUUGCAUGAUGUAGUAAACUUUAAAUAUGUGUGUUAAAAUAAGUUGUUUGGUUUGAAAUGUUGACCAGGUUUCAUAUUAGAAAAUAAAAUCAUCUCUUAUUAGGAAGUUACCUAUUGGUAAUACAAAGGGGGGAUGAUUUAACAAUAGAAAUUAGUUGUUGAAUCUACAUUAAAGUUGUUGUGUGAUAGUAUUAUGAUAUGUAGUUUGCAUACUGAAUUAGAAGUAUCUGUGGACAUAUUCCUCUUGCAUAAAAAAUGAGAUAAACACUGAAAAAUCUAACAUCUUAUUUA
This is a messenger RNA of Sorex araneus (European shrew), 5658 nucleotides long. RefSeq names its product pleckstrin homology like domain family B member 2 (gene PHLDB2). Bases 71 to 3763 code for a protein of 1230 amino acids. Gene Ontology annotation, cellular component: basal cortex. The record is from RefSeq and is a predicted model, not a curated record. The transcript is spliced from 18 exons. Gene Ontology annotation, biological process: regulation of microtubule cytoskeleton organization. Lineage: Eukaryota; Metazoa; Chordata; Mammalia; Eulipotyphla; Soricidae.